Zymoseptoria tritici IPO323 is the source of this 2446-nucleotide messenger RNA. Its product is annotated as Endopolyphosphatase, Ppn1p-related protein. Gene Ontology annotation, molecular function: endopolyphosphatase activity; exopolyphosphatase activity. The record is from RefSeq and is a predicted model, not a curated record. The transcript has 2 exons. NCBI's taxonomy places the organism in Eukaryota, Fungi, Ascomycota, Dothideomycetes, Mycosphaerellales, Mycosphaerellaceae. The annotation marks the transcript as partial. Gene Ontology annotation, cellular component: fungal-type vacuole; membrane. Gene Ontology annotation, biological process: polyphosphate catabolic process.
UAACUUGUACCAAUCUCCUUCGACAUCGUGUUGUGUAUACUUACCUUAUUUGCUUGGACGAAGAAGACGGGACACUUGGAACAUCUCACCGACCGGAAUUGACUCCGCUUGGAUCUCGACGACGCUCACCCCACGCUUUUGCGCCUUGUACCUGCGCGACGUAGAUUGCAGGGAAUAGUUGUGGACAUUUUUUGGUUGGACGAGAAGAGAACACGAUAUUCGUUUGGAGCGGACGACGAAGAAGAGCUGAGGGUGCGAGUGGUAUUGCUAUCAGAGCAGGAGGGAGGACACAGAAGCCGGGAAUGCUGGAGUGACGAGAAGAGGAGAUCAAGAACAGCAACUCCACUCAGGAGGAGACUGGCAGAGAUACACGAAGAUGCGAGGUCUCACGGGAGCUGUCACUGCGGUGCUGGUCGCGCAGACUUGGGCUGCUCCACCCGUCCAGUAUCCGCUGGUGCAACAUCUAUCAGAAGGCAGCACGACUGGACAACAGUACGAGGUGGAGAAGAAACGACCGCUGCAUGGGAGGUUUCUACAAAUAACAGACUUCCAUCCCGACCGCUUCUAUCAGAUCUACUCCUCCACCGACUCCGACUCCGCCUGCCACCGUGGCCACGGCCCAGCAGGAAUUUACGGCGCCGAGACCUCCGAAUGCGACAGUCCCAUCGCGCUGGUCAACAAAACGAUGGAAUGGGUCGCAAAGGAGUUCAAAGACAAGAUCGACUUCGUGAUCUGGACCGGCGACUCCGCCCGGCACGACAAUGACGAUGCCCUCCCUCGAACUGCCUCUCAAGUCCUCGGUCUGAACACAUUCAUGGUCCAGAAGAUGGCAGAAGUCUUCGGCAAACACAACAACGACGGUGAUGAGGACCGGAAUCCUAACAACGACUUUAUAAUCCCUAUCGUCCCAAACCUAGGAAACAACGAUAUUCUCCCCCACAAUAUCCUCUCCAAAGGUCCUAACCGUUGGACACGCGAGUACUCCAGUCUUUGGCGUCAAUUCAUCCCGGAAUCUCAGGCCCACUCCUUUCAGCAAGGAGGAUGGUUCUACGUCGAAGUCAUCCCGCAUCGCCUGGCGGUCUUCAGCCUCAAUACGCUUUACUUCUUCGAGUCUAAUGCCGCCGCAGACGGCUGUUCCGUGCGUUCCGAGCCGGGAUAUCAACAGAUGGAGUGGUUGCGGAUCCAACUGCAGUUCAUGCGAGAUCGCGGGAUGAAAGCGAUUCUCAUCGGACAUGUGCCACCGGUCAGACAGGAAGCCAAGACGAGCUGGGACGAGACGUGUUGGCAGAAGUAUACUCUGUGGACACGGCAGUUCAGAGAUGUCAUUGUGAGCAGUCACUAUGGGCAUUUCAAUUAUGAUCAUUUCAUGUUACAGGACUUUAAGGAACUGAAGAAGGAUACGAAGAAGGGGAGAAUGAAGGCUGCGGAGGCGAGAGCCCAGGACGACAGCGACGAGGUCUCACCCCUGGUGAAGACGGAUUACUUCAUCCAGCUCCGCGAUCAGUGGUCCUCCCUCCCAUCCCCUCCCACGAAGUCCAAGUCCUCCGAUUUCCUCGACACCCUCUUCGGCAAGAAAAAGAAAGCAAAAAAGGAAUUCCGCCGCGCCGAGAAGAAAUACAUCAAAAAAAUCGGCGGCCCCUACGCCGAACGCUUUUCCGCUUCUUUUGUCUCCGCCAGUGUCGUGCCGAACCUUUUCCCCACGAUGCGGGUUUUCGAGUACAACACCACCGGUCUGGACACGUUGAACACCAUGGCCGCCAUCCCUGCACCUGCACCCUUUGAGUACGACACCAGCGACGUGGAAAUCGAGAGGAAGAAGAAACACAAGAAGAAGAAAUACAAGUUCGUCGUUCCCGAUGGACCGGACGAGGAUGCGGGCCCGGGACCGGCGUAUCUGAUGCAGCCGCUCAGUUUGAUCCGGUAUACGCAAUACUUUGCGAAUUUGACGUUUAUCAAUAACGACUUCUCGAAUCACACCGAUGAGGACGCUGUGGAGGCAGAGAAGUGGCACGAAGGCAAACACAAAGGCAAGAAACCCAGGCAUGAACCGGAUCCGAGGGCGUUUGGAUAUGAGGAAUUUUACGACACGAGGGAUGACGAUGUGUAUCGGUUGGAGGAUUUGACGAUGGGCAAUCUGCUCGAUCUGGCGAGGAGGAUUGGGGAUUUUGUUCCCGAGGAAGAUAUCGACGCUUCGGCGGAACCGAAGUUGGAUGUUCGCGAUGAUGAUGAGGCUGAAGGCGAGGACGAGGGUGAUGAUGAGCUUGACAACGACAGCGAAGAGUCAAGUAGCGGUGGCAAGAAACACAAGAAACACAAGAAGAAGAAGGGGAAGCACGGCAAGAAACACAAGAAGAAGAAGCAUGAUCAUGAAAAGGAGAAUGAGGCGUGGUUUACGUUUAUUCACCGGGCGUAUGUGGCUACGAUGGAGAGGGAGGAGAUUGAGGAG